Messenger RNA from Nicotiana tabacum (common tobacco), 2299 nucleotides. RefSeq lists its product as uncharacterized. The record is from RefSeq and is a predicted model, not a curated record. Lineage: Eukaryota; Viridiplantae; Streptophyta; Magnoliopsida; Solanales; Solanaceae.
ACCUACCUUCAUGUUUUGUGCUUCAUUUAAUUCUUGCUUCAUUUGUGAUUUUGAGCUGAAUUUCAUUUGUUCUGGUCGAUUUGGGUGUGUUGCUAUGUUUUCCUCCCAUUUUCCCCUUUUCUCACAGUUUGGCUAAGUUCCAAUUUCUUUUGUUUAAUUCUUGUUUUAAGUUCGAAUAAUGGCGUAAACUCACUGAUUGGCUUGAUUAUUGUUGCUGAUUGCUAUGCUCUUGGUUCUAUUUCUUUUGAUUCCAGACUAUUUUCUCUACUAAGUUUCCCUUCAUUUAAAUUUUUAGUUAUGGCGGCUCUUGAGGGUUCUUUUCUUCUGUUAGAUGUUGCAGAUUGUUUUUUUUUUACGAAGGUGGUGUCGGGGGGUCAACGUGCCCACUGAUAAAGAAAUGAACUCUACCCUAAAAGCUAGCUCAUGAGGUAAGGAUUGUCCGAGACCAAGUAGACCAAGAAACCUAUAUCCCACCAAUUUGACUCUACAUAUGGAACUCGUGGACAAUAUAAGAUGGGGUCCAACAUUGGGUAAACAAUGAAUCGAGAUGAGUCUGGCUUUGAUAUCAUGAAGAGUUUGAAAUGGGUACCUGCUACGUCCCACCAGUACCGAGUAACUCUUGUCCAUUGAAACUUAGGCUGAAUGGAAGAAAUCAACUAGUGAUUUAUUGCCCCUGAUGGGAUUUGAAUCUGAAAUCUCAUGGUUCUCCUCUCACUUUACUAAUCACUAGGCUAGACCCUUGGGUUAAUAUUUGUGGUCAAAUUGAUGGAUUCCCCACAGUCCAUUGUUUCACCAUUCAAGGGUUCCUCCACUUUUGUUGAGCCCGAGAAGCAGAGCAGUGAGUUAUUCAUAAAGAACCGUGGUGGUCUAUCCCAGGGAGUUUCUGCUCAUAGAGAGGAGGCUGCAGUCUGCAACUUGGAGGGCUCCAUUGGAGUUCUAGAUGUGUAUGUACACCAGGCCAGAGACAUCCAUAACAUCUGCAUUUACCAUAAGCAAGACGUUUAUGCAAAACUUUGUCUUACCAGUGAUCCUGAAAAUGCAGUCUCCACACAAAUUAUUAAUGGUGGAGGGCAAAGUCCAGUAUUCAAUGAAUAUCUAAGGCUCAAAGUCCGUACAAUAGAAUGCUCCGUGAAAUGUGAGAUUUGGAUGAUGAGCAGGGUGAGGAAUUAUUUGGAAGACCAACUGCUAGGCUUUGCACUGGUCCCGCUAACUGAAGUCCUCGUUAAAAAUGGAAAGCUAGAAAAAGAGUUUACUCUUUCAUCAACUGAUCUCUUCCACUCUCCAGCAGGAUAUGUGCAGUUGUCCCUUUCUUAUAGUGGAACUUCACCUGAAGUGAUUGCGAUUCCUGCAUUGCCUGAAUUUGUUGACACUCGUGCAUCUCUGCUGGACGCUAAAGCAACUGAGUCGCUUCCUGAUGAAUUUGAAAAAAUUGAAUUCCCUGAUCCCAAGAUAGUAAAUGAAAAUCAUCUUAUGGUCUCUGAGUACUUUGGUAUACCAUGCACUGAUCUUGACUCUCAAAGCUCAGAUAGCUUGGUCUCUACUGAUACAGCAAAUCAUCUCAGUCCAGAAGUAGAAGUUCGUGUUGAGGAAAAUUUUCCAACAGGAAUUACUAAUCCAGACCAAUAUCCUAAGCGUGAUUCCCCUCCGAGCAGUUCAACCAUUGAGUCUCCGUCAGUCUUGCAUCCUGCAAGCUCUCUGUCUUCAGAGCCCUGGGAAGAAUCAAAAUCUCCAGUUCAAGAAUACACUUCCGCUUCUAAAGAAUGCGCCACCGUGAAAAGAGUAAAUUGUGGUGAUGCUGACAGCAACUCGUCAGAAAUCAAGCCUGGUAGCACAUUUCCAAAGCCAGUAGUCACAGUAGACAUUGAGGCAGAGCAAAAGGUUGUGCAACAGGAAAUAGUGGACAUGUACAUGAAAAGCAUGCAGCAAUUUACUGAUUCACUGGCAAAAAUGAAGCUUCCGUUGGAUAUUGGAAAUGGACCGACCAGUUCUGGCAGUUCGAGUUCAGAUCAGAAAUUAGAAACACCCAAGAGCACUGGCUCUCGAGUGUUUUACGGAAGCAGAGCUUUCUUCUGAGAUCUUGUGACGAUGAUUACACUACUCAAAUGACCUCUAGAGUUUAGGAAACAAGACUGCAGGUAUUCUGUGUAUUGUGGUAUUCAGUCAUUUUAUAAGGGGAACUAGAAUGAUGGAAACUACUUGACUUGGCUCUGUAAAAGCAUUAUUCUAUUUCUGUUGUUUCUAGCUAAUUAAAUCUGUGCGCAUGAGUCGCCUAUUAUAUUGGAAAAGUUUGCCUAAUUAA